Molecule: messenger RNA, 493 nt
Organism: Selaginella moellendorffii
Lineage: Eukaryota; Viridiplantae; Streptophyta; Lycopodiopsida; Selaginellales; Selaginellaceae
Product: pathogenesis-related protein PR-4
Exons: 2
Coding region: 30-449 (139 amino acids)
Biological process (GO): defense response to bacterium; defense response to fungus
Molecular function (GO): RNA nuclease activity
Source: RefSeq, a predicted model, not a curated record
CAGAAGAAGCAAAUUUCCAAAUCUCCUCCAUGGCAGCACUCUCCUCACAUUUCCUUGAAGCAAUCCUUUUUCUCUCAUUGUUUCUCCUGGCCCCGAGAGGGCAGGCUCAAGUCUACACAACGUACAACCAGUAUGAUCCAGCAGCCAAAAAUUAUCAGCUAGAUGGCCUCUACUGCGCAACUUAUAGCGCGCAUCAGCCACUCUCUUGGAGAUCUCAGUACAAAUGGACUGCGAUGGAUGCUUCACUGGGAAUGGGUCCCCAAAUGUGUGGACAAUGUCUCGAGGUGACGAAUAUUGCCACUGGAGCUCAAAUCGUGGUGAGAGUUUUGGAUCAGAGCAGCAAUGGAGGCUUGGAUUUAGAGACGGAUGCUUUCAACACGAUUGACACCGAUGGCGGGGGAUAUGCGUCAGGGCAUUUGUACACUUCGUACACUUCCUUCAGUUGUUAAUCCUUUUGGAUUUUCAAUUUUACAAACUUUCCGGGUUUUUGUUA